AUGCGCAAGUCGGUCCAUUUCCAUCUUGACCUUGGCUCGCCUCCUAGGCAAGAUGGUGUCCUGCAGAGGGAUAGUGCCCUGGGCCAGGCUGCAUUCGAGGAUUCUUCAAUGGACUCUCAUUCCAUACCAACACAAAUGAAUGAGCAACUUGUUAAAGAUCAUCUGCCUCAUACCGGAGAACUGGGAAUUCCUUGGUUGUCGGUGUAUCGUCCUGUAAAAAGUUGCCAUGUUAUUUUGAAAGAUAAAACUGGGACUUUUUCUCCUCCAUCAUUAAACAGGUCUGAAACCAAUAACUGGUGCAACUGGACCAUAUGGGCUGGUUCUCACAAGCAUAUCCUGAUUUACAUAGAAGGGUUUGAAGGAAAGUCAAACUGUGAUGACAAUCAGGAUAAGAUCUUAUUCCAAGGAGUUUUGUCAAGUAUUGAAAACAAAGUAGUUUAUGCUUGCAGAAACCAUGGUACUCUGAUUUUUGCUACCCAAGCAGUAGCAGUCUAUGUAGUGUUUUUGUCAGAAGUUUCUUCUCAGAACCAAAGUCAUAAGCACUUUAAAGGACGGUAUUAUAUAUUUGAAGAUCAUGUAAAUUCUACAAGUGGUGAAAAAUCAGUUUUGAAAUCUAACAGCAGUUGUGGAUCUAAGUCAUAUGUAUUGCAUACAAGACACAGUUUGAACUCUACAGCGACUACCCCAACGCUUGGCAAAGAGAAUUGGCUGUCUGAGACAAAUGAAAAGACUAUUAAAACUGGGACAAAAACAUUUUUAAAACCAGCUGUUGGCAAGCAUAUGCAUGUUUCUCUCUUGAAAUCAACAAAAACAGUUAGCUUGAAUUCAUUUGAUUUGAAGAGAAGGCAAGUUACAAAACCAUCUGUUGACAAUGGUAGGACUUUGAACGAAAGCCCUACACUAGGAUCAGAGUCAAAUGAUGCAAAGAAUGAGGAAGAAGCUUUUUCACACAAGCCAGAUGUUUAUUCAACUUCUCCACCCACGUCUCAUAAUCCUCAAAUGAUGACAACAUCAUUGGAAGCAACAAAAAAUCAUGGAGCUAUGACUGAUUUUGACGGUCCUCAGAAUGAUGGUUCUACAACCACACGAUGGGUGGCAACACAUGUGAGAAGUAGUGAAGGGGAAAUCACGACUGCUAUUACUUUUCUGUUGGAAGAACAGAGAAUUCCAGUCCAAUCUCUUAAAAGUAUCCCACCAAAGAUGCAGAAACAAAUGCUUCAAAUGCUGCUUCCUAAUUCUGAGGUUUCCAAGAAAAAGGCAGAUUUAACGGAACCUCCACAACACUUGGAACAGACCAAAAUAUAUGAACAAGAGCAGAUGAACAAUCAAGUGUCUACAGCGGAGAAUGGCAACACUGCUGUGCAAAUAACUGUAUCUGAAGGAAUUGAGGCAAGCCCCUCCAAGUCUACUAUGGAAACCAAAUCCCAUCAUGCCCUGAUUUUAGCCUCUACUGAUAGACACCCUACUCCUUCUCUGAAGAUAUUUAACGAUUACUUGAUGAGUACUUCCACCACUGUGAAUCCCAAAGUGAUGCCUUCAAAUUGGCUGAUGAGAACUCAGAUAAACACAGCUUUUACUACACAAUACAAGAAGUCAGUAAACAGGAAUAGAGAGCAUUUGCAAAAGAAGCGGACCAAAACAACACCAACCAGUAGCAUUCUCUUGAAAGUAAGAAAUAAAUCCUAUGAUCCUGGAUUCACGUCUCAUGAAAAUUAUUUUGCAUUGAACUCUCAGCACGAUCCUGGAGAUCUUCUAUUUGAAACAGUUUUUGAAAUAGAACAGAAACGACAACUCCCGUCUGUUAGAAGCACUCUGGAAAAAGCUUUCAUUGAUUCCAUUAAGCACCAGGUACAAGAAAGAAUGAAACUCUUCUCUAACAAAAUCAAAGAAUUCAAAUUAAAGGAAAUUAUGCGAAAAGAAGAAACUGAAAUGAACAGACACAAUGGCUCAAACCUCAUAGUCACAUUCUGGUUGCAUUUAACAUCGGAAGAAAAGAACAUAUCUCACUCAGUGCAAAUUCAACUGGAAGAUCUUAAAGGUGUAUUUGUGGGAGCUGGUAAGGUCCAAACUGUUUUGGUGAGAGAUGUGAAUGAAUGCAACUCUGAAAUUGGUUUAUGUGGCAAUGAGGCCAUUUGUCUCAACGAAUAUGGAACAUACUCCUGCCAAUGUAAAGAAGAUUACGAGGACCGUUCUCUGACAAAAUCGGGUACUCUGUGUGUUCGUAAUCCACAAUCAGGUUUGGACUUUUUCUACAGCUACACUGAGUUUAUUGUCGGAAUCACUCUUUUUUGCAUCACUCUGCUCAUCGUAGUGAUCACUGUGCUGUGUACUAUCAUAAAGAAAAGAUGCAUUAGAAGAGAUAUGCGGUUCCAAGACACUGUUUCACCUGGGAUGCCAGCAGAGCCCCAGCUGCAACCAACAACCUUUGAUCAUAAUAACAUCCGUCAACUCCUUACUCUGGACCCUGCCCAGCUAAAAGUCAGAGCCAAACCACCAGAACUGCCCCUGCAAUUGAGGGCUGGCCCCAGUGAAACAUACAGAGUAUCUUUUGAGCAGUCCGAACGUUUGUGAAAAAGAAAAAGGAAAAAAAUGCAAUAAAUUGCAAUGAAACCCCUCCUUCCUCCCUAUUUCUUAUUAAACUUUUCUUUGUUGUGGCUAAGCAGAUGCAACUUUUUGUUUCUCGGUUGAUCUUACAUAAAUUGUUACACCUUUCUCCCUGUAUCUAUUUCCUCUUACGUUUAACAGAAAUAUAAUGCGGGGGAAAAUAUAUCUUUAGGUUUUUGAAUACUAAAUUGUCUGCCUGUCUUCAUACGAUAGAUAGAAAUGAAUGUAAUUACUGGAUGUAACUACUGUUUUAUUAACUAUUGUUAAUAAAAUUUGCAUCUUGCUCUUCA
Messenger RNA from Thamnophis elegans (Western terrestrial garter snake), 2894 nucleotides. RefSeq lists its product as uncharacterized. The record is from RefSeq and is a predicted model, not a curated record. The transcript is spliced from 8 exons. Lineage: Eukaryota; Metazoa; Chordata; Lepidosauria; Squamata; Natricidae. Gene Ontology annotation, molecular function: calcium ion binding. The coding region runs from base 1 to 2571 and encodes 856 amino acids.